CAAUGGCUGAUUAACUUAAACAAAGACCAGAAGGUGGAAAAUUCUAUGGAUUUGAUCACAUUCAUUUUUGGGUUGGAAAUGCUUUCCAAGCAGCCUCAUUUUAUGUGUCACGCUUCGGAUUUCAAUAUUAUGCUUAUAGGUAUUUUGAUAGGUCUAAUUGUAUAGAGGACUUGAAACAGGAAUAAGAGAUGUGGUUACACAUGUUCUAAGAAAUGGUGAAGGAGUAUUCUUUGCAUUCUCAAGUCCUUAUGGUCCAGAGAAUGUAUUAAUGAACACUCAUCAAUCUAAACAUGGUGACGGUGUUAGAGAUGUUGCUUUUAGAGUUGAAGAUGCCAGAGCUCUUUAUGAUAAAGCAAUUGCUAAAGGAGCAAAAUCAAUUAGACCACCAACAGAGGAUAAAGAUGAACAUGGAAGUGUUGUUUUGGCUUCCAUCUAAACCUAUGGUGAUACUAUUCACACUUUUGUCCAAAGAAAUGAUUACAAGGGUUUCUUUUUACCUGGAUUUACUAAACAUCCAAAGGUUGAUCCUAUUAAUACAAUUCUACCCCCAGUUGAAUUUUUAGUAGUAGAUCAUGUUGUUGGUAAUCAACCUGAACAUGAAAUGGUUCCUGUUGCUGAAUGGUAUGAAAAAACAUUGGAUUUCCACAGAUUUUGGUCAGUUGAUGAUUCUAUUCUUCAUACUGAUUAUUCAUCACUUUAAUCAAUUGUGGUUGCAGAUUUUGAUGAAGUUAUUAAGAUGCCAAUCAAUGAACCUGCUCAUGGCAAAAAAGUAUCUUAGAUUUAAGAAUAUGUUGACUAUUACAGUGGACCUGGAGUAAUUAUUUUUUUAAUAUUUAAGGUUUAACAUAUUGCAUUGAAAACAGAUAAUAUCUUAAAGGAAGUAGAAGCAAUGAGAGCUAGAGGACUUGAUUUCCUAUCUAUUCCUGAUACUUAUUAUGAUAAUUUAAGAAAGAACAUUCCUCAUAUGAAUUUCAAGAUUGCUGAAGAUAUUGAUAUAAUUUAAAAGAAUAAGAUCUUGGUUGAUUAUGAUGACAAAGGUAUUUUUAUUCUUUAUUUUUUUUAGGUUAUCUUUUAUAAAUAUUUACUAAACCUUUAGAAGAUAGACCAACCUUAUUUAUAGAAAUUAUCUAAAGAAGAAAUCAUUCAGGAUUUGGUGCUGGUAAUUUCAAAUCCCUCUUCUAAUCCAUUGAAUUAGAACAAGCCAUAAGAGGAAAUUUAACAGACAACCCUAAAUACAAAGUUCCAUAUUGAA
This is a messenger RNA of Paramecium pentaurelia, 1252 nucleotides long. The record is from the annotation of a GenBank genome assembly. Lineage: Eukaryota; Ciliophora; Oligohymenophorea; Peniculida; Parameciidae.